CUUGAACUAAACAAUAUUUUACAAAUCUUGAUUGACUCUACAAUAUGCAUGCAUACACUUUUAAAGCUUACGUAAUGUGUCUAGUUCUUAAUAUCUUAUAUCUAAAGGACAAGAAUGUAUGCCUGCUCAGAUAUAUCUAAAAUUUAUCAAGAUGCCCAAAGAGAAAGUACAAAAAAAGUCACGAAUUCAUCAAAAUGUUGCACAGGUGCAACAACGACAAGGAAUAUCCUUCAGAACAGAUAUUGGUCAACACAUCUUAAAAAAUCCUAUGAUAGUUACAAACAUGGUUGAGAAGGCAGCCCUUAGACCUUCAGAUGUUGUUCUGGAAGUUGGUCCUGGCACAGGAAAUAUGACUGUUAAACUCUUGGAAAAGGCAAAAAAAGUCAUUGCUUGUGAAGUUGAUCCUCGGAUGGUUGCAGAAUUACAUAAAAGAGUACAAGGAUCACCAGAAGCUUCCAAAUUACAAGUCAUGGUUGGAGAUGUUUUAAAGACAGAGUUACCUUUCUUUGAUGUGUGCGUUGCUAACUUACCCUACCAGAUUUCAUCCCCAUUUGUAUUCAAGCUUCUCCUGCACAGACCAUUUUUUAGAUGUGCUAUCUUGAUGUUCCAAAGAGAGUUUGCACAGAGGCUGGUGGCCCAGCCAGGGGACAAGUUGUAUUGUCGUCUCUCUGUAAAUACUCAGCUCUUGGCCAGAGUGGACCACUUGAUCAAAGUUGGCAAAAAUAACUUUCGCCCACCCCCAAAAGUGGAGUCCAGUGUUGUCAGAAUUGAACCAAGAAACCCUCCACCUCCAAUUAAUUUCAAAGAGUGGGAUGGUUUAUUGAGGAUUUGUUUCUCAAGAAAAAACAAAACAAUUGGUGCAUCAUUCAGGUUUACCAAAGUUUUGGCUGUUUUGGAAAAGAAUUACAGAGUAUCCUGUUCUUUCAAAAAUAUUACAGUACCUGAUGAUCUAAAUGUGAAAGAAAUAGUAACAGACCUUCUACAGAAAAAUGGCUUCGAGGAGAAAAGAGCCAGAUCUAUGUCUAUAGAUGAUUUUAUUGAGUUGUUGAAUAUGUUCAAUUCAGCUGGCUUCCAUUUUGUUUAAUACACCAUGUUGUAUAUAUUAUAUAUUUUGCCUAUUUAUAGAAUUACUUUCGCUGUAAACAAAACAUUUUCAUGCUUAAUAAAUGUUUUGAAAAAUUUAA
Molecule: messenger RNA, 1184 nt
Organism: Biomphalaria glabrata
Lineage: Eukaryota; Metazoa; Mollusca; Gastropoda; Planorbidae
Product: probable dimethyladenosine transferase
Exons: 13
Coding region: 119-1084 (321 amino acids)
Biological process (GO): rRNA methylation
Cellular component (GO): mitochondrial matrix
Molecular function (GO): rRNA (adenine-N6,N6-)-dimethyltransferase activity
Source: RefSeq, a predicted model, not a curated record